Messenger RNA from Caenorhabditis remanei, 828 nucleotides. RefSeq lists its product as uncharacterized. The transcript is spliced from 8 exons. Lineage: Eukaryota; Metazoa; Nematoda; Chromadorea; Rhabditida; Rhabditidae. Gene Ontology annotation, biological process: sensory perception of chemical stimulus. The coding region runs from base 1 to 828 and encodes 275 amino acids. The record is from RefSeq and is a predicted model, not a curated record. Gene Ontology annotation, cellular component: membrane.
AUGAUAAUUCUGCUGUUCGCAAUGACACAAUUCAAGAAAUAUCAUGUGUUUUUCAUAACUCUUUACAUGGCAAUGGUAUUCACUCGAUUACUUGCUCUUUUGAUGCGUUCCUCUGGUUAUUUUCUCAUUUUAUACAGAGAAAGUGUUCCAUAUCAGAUUUAUAGUGCACUCUGGAUCGCCAAGUUUUCAGCACAAGCAGCAGCAUUGGGUUGUAUACUCGAGAGAAGUUAUGCAACUUUCUAUGCCACAAACUAUGAAAACUCGAAACGUUUUUAUUUUAUUUCUCUAUGUGUCGUCACUUGUACUAUAUGCUCUGGAUUAAGUUAUGUUGAUUCGAAGAGUGAUCUCGGAAGAAAAAUCAAUACAGUUUGUUUCAGUAUUUUUAGUUCUUUAACAACAAUUAUGCUAGUUAUAAUCAACAGACGAUUAGUUAAAAAAUCGUCAGGAGCCAAGUGCAAUCUCUCGGAAAGGUAUCAAUUGAGUGAGAAUAUCAAAGCUCUCAGACUCUUGCUCCCAUUUAUAAUGGUUUUAUCCGGCAACUCAAUACUUCUUUCCGUUGGAAUUGUAUUCUUCAAUGUGGACACUGUAUUCAAUCUCCCAGAAUGUCAAUUGGUCCCUUUUUAUCUUCCAAUCUUUUAUUUCCUUCUGAUUAGUACUACAAUUCUCAAUUUGGCUGCUCCUCUUUACGUACUUUAUCAUAAUCGUAAAACACUCCAAAAACGAAAAAUUGGAGUUGCGGAGAUUCGAAACGUGCUCGGCGUGAAUAUAGUCGGUGAUGGAAUGGACAAAGAGCAAUACUUUCAGCACUACAAAACCCAGUGGGCCUGA